UGAGACAGUAUCACGUCAGGAACUACUUCGCAUUUAAUUUGCACCAUUGGACUAUACACAACAUAACCACAGCAAGAGGAUUGUUAUUUGAUUUUCUUUGACGCAGUUGCAGGGCAACUAUGUCCACUUGAAAGUCACUUUUGUCACUUUUUUUCUAAUCAUGCAUGUGGGAUACCUUUUGGAUAAAGAAGGCAGCAUGUAUCACCAAGGACCUGUAAGACGAUCGGGCAUCAACAUCCCACCACAGAACUUUGUUCCCACGCCACAAUAUUCCGACUUUACUGGAUACCAUCAUGUGCCAAACAUGGAUACGCACGCACAGUCUCCGGGAGCUUGGGGAGCUCCUUAUGGCGCACCGAGAGAGGACUGGGGCGCCUAUAAUCUGGGUCCUCCUAACACUAUUCCUACACCCAUGAACAACUCAUCGCCGGGACAAGUUUCCUAUUGCUCACCUGAAUACAAUCCCAUGCACGCGCCAGGGUCAGCAGUAUUGCAACCACCUCCAGAUAAUAUUUCUGUUGCUCAACUUUCCCCGGAUAGAGAAAGGCGCAAUUCUUCUUACCAGUGGAUGAGCAAAACGGUACAAUCAUCUUCCACGGGCAAAACAAGGACGAAGGAAAAAUACAGAGUGGUUUACACCGAUCACCAGAGACUGGAACUGGAGAAGGAAUUCCAUUUUAAUCGUUACAUCACUAUCAGAAGAAAGUCAGAACUUGCGGGGAACCUUGGCCUUUCAGAACGACAGGUGAAGAUCUGGUUUCAAAAUCGCCGAGCCAAGGAAAGGAAAUUAAUCAAAAAGAAAAUGGGAUCUGAUGGCAGCGGAGGAUCAGUGCACAGUGACCCGGGUUCAGUGAGUCCUCUGCGGGUACCAGGCUCACUCAGUCCAUCGGAUAUUCACGGCUCUCUCUACCCACCCCCCGGAAUGAACACCUUGGCAUCUAUUAGGAACAUACAGCAAGUUACUGUCACUCAGUAGAAUCACAUUUGGACCAUCCAACAUAACUGAGCACUGAAAGGACAGUUCCGCAAGACUUGGCUCCGAAUGGAUUACUCAGACGUCCUGAAGCACAUGUUGUGGAUUACGAGAAGUCGAGAAACAAGAUGAUUUAUAAUUGCAACGAAAUGCUGGAGGCUCUUCAAAUAUACUUUUUUAUAG
Salmo salar (Atlantic salmon) is the source of this 1156-nucleotide messenger RNA. Its product is annotated as homeobox protein CDX-1. Gene Ontology annotation, cellular component: nucleus. Gene Ontology annotation, molecular function: RNA polymerase II transcription regulatory region sequence-specific DNA binding; DNA-binding transcription factor activity, RNA polymerase II-specific. Gene Ontology annotation, biological process: animal organ morphogenesis; cell differentiation; regulation of transcription by RNA polymerase II. Lineage: Eukaryota; Metazoa; Chordata; Actinopteri; Salmoniformes; Salmonidae. The record is from RefSeq and is a predicted model, not a curated record.